AUGUCGUUGGAGGCCAUCAAGUUCGACCCGCAGAGGGUGACGCUGGAGAUUCUGAACCAGCUGCUGGUCCCGUACGAUACGCAGUACCUGGCGGUUGGCAGCAUGGCGCCAUGCGACGCCGACGCGUCGUUUUCCGGGUACGAGGCCAUCAAGGGCAUGUACACCAGAGGAGCGCCGGCCAUCAUGCUUGUGGGGUGUUUUUCCGUCGUUGUGGAGCUGGACCGGGUGAUCAACAAGAACGACAACCCCUUUGGAUACAACACAGGCGAUCUGGCGGAGUUCAAGACCCUCCUGGAGCAGAGAAUAGACCUUCUGGUGCAAUCCAGACCAACGGCCGUCAACCUGCUCAAUGGCUGCAACGAGAUGAAGAAAAUCAUCCGGGACGCACACAGCCUCAAGGAGCUUUACUCUGGCCUGUUCGACUUCACCGUCAAGCUGUACAAAGACGAUCUGGAGUCGAACUUCUCCAUAGGAGCAAACGGGGUGAAAUACAUCUACGAGGAGCUGGAGAAAGAGGGCUUUACGGGCGACUUUUCCGUGAUGACCAUCUGCAACACGGGCUCGCUGGCCACGUCCGGCUACGGAACUGCUCUGGGUAUUAUUCGGGCGCUCCACAAAGAGGCCCAGUCCAACGCGACCAAAAUGAGCCAUGUGUACGCCUGCGAAACCAGACCGUACAACCAGGGCUCGAGAUUGACCGCGUACGAGCUGCAGUACGAGAAGAUUCCGUUCUCUCUCAUCACAGACAACAUGGUGUCGUUUUUGGUGGACUCGCUGGCACGCCAAAAAACCGAUCGAUCGCUGCCAAGCCUGGCCCCAAUUAAAUUUAUCAUCGUGGGAGCAGACAGAAUAGUGAAGAAUGGAGACCUCGCCAACAAAAUCGGCACUUUCCAGCUCUCGCUGAUUGCGUCGCUGUACCCGUCGAUCAAGUUCGUUGGAGCGGCCCCUACCACGACGAUCGACUUCACCAGAAACACCGGAGACGAGAUCGUGAUCGAGCAACGGCCAAAGAAGGAGCUGACAGAAAUUAUGGGAGCAGCGGUCGACAAGGACGGCUCUUUUGUCCAGGGCAAAGACGGCGUCCAGCUACAGAAAGUCAGAAUGGCGCCGGCUGGCAUAGACGUGUGGAACCCGUCGUUCGACGUGACGCCGCACGAAAAUAUCGACUGUAUCGUGACGGAGAAAAAAUAUUUUCUGAAAAAAAACGGGGUGUUCAAUCUCGAAUAA
Molecule: messenger RNA, 1227 nt
Organism: Ogataea angusta
Lineage: Eukaryota; Fungi; Ascomycota; Pichiomycetes; Pichiales; Pichiaceae
Exons: 1
Coding region: 1-1227 (408 amino acids)
Molecular function (GO): S-methyl-5-thioribose-1-phosphate isomerase activity
Source: RefSeq, a predicted model, not a curated record